AUGUUCGCACAAAAGGACAUAGCAUCCCCAGAAGCCAAUGAAGUUACAGGAGUCAAACUUCACGAAAUAAUUCCAAGAGUGAAAGGUACCGUAAUCUUAGAUGAUAAACUUAACGUUGUUAAGGCUUCUGGUAUCGGUAAAGGUUUGAAAAAGACACACAUUCAAGAUGUCUUGCACGCAUGCCAUGAUGAAUUAGGUAGAGUUGGGUAUUCUGUUUAUUCUGACACUCUGGGUCCAAUUCAUCUAUGGCUAAAUCCAAUGGAUAGACAGACAACUUUAGUCUUCACAGCCAAACAAGCUCCAGCUAGUGGACCAAAUCAAUACGAAUAG
Messenger RNA from Naumovozyma castellii, 330 nucleotides. It is a transcript of the gene EGO4, whose product is annotated as Ego4p. The record is from RefSeq and is a predicted model, not a curated record. The transcript has a single exon. The coding region runs from base 1 to 330 and encodes 109 amino acids. Lineage: Eukaryota; Fungi; Ascomycota; Saccharomycetes; Saccharomycetales; Saccharomycetaceae.